CAGGCGCUUCGCGCUUCAGUCAGCUCGUAGCAUCCUGCGCGUGUACUCUGGUGUCAGGGGGUUGUUACGCGUCAUGUAAGCGGCGUCGCGGCGUCCUUUCGUUGGUAUUUACAAGCACUCCGUUGGCCCGUGCUCUUGACAGUUUCAAUUCGAGGUUGUGCGACGAGUGAACUGAAAAGUGACAGUCCGUAAUGCACGGCAGUAAUGGCGUGUAUCGAAUGAUCGGUGGAUGAGACUUCGAGUCGUAGACACGCGUGGGGGUCCGAUGGCUCGGUGGGAAUUCUUUAUGUAUUUAUGUUUUGUACUUGCCAGUGGUGACUGAUGAUACGCGAUCUGGAUGUGAAUGGUGUGUCGUGUUGAGAGUGCGAAGUUUGCGAUGACAGGAAAAGUUUAAACGUGACGAGACAGGUGAGAGUUCUGGACGUAAUCGGGAAUUCGUUUUCUCCUUGCUGCUCCUGAAUGUCCUUAAGUACUUGGAUACAAUAUCCAUAACAGCUCCAAAUAUCGUUGGUCUGCUCUAGACCACUUUCAAUAACUUUAGCGUCAAUCGUUAAAAAUGAGGGCACCAUUGCUUCGUUCUAUCGUCGACAAUUAGUUACGCAACUUUGCCAACUCAUUCUUUCGUAUCGCUUUUAUGUCGAAGUCAUAUAUUCUUCUUUCAAUUAUGAAAACUUGCUUCAACUUCGUAAAUGACGAUUAACUUUGAUCAUUGUCACGUUAUUACUUCCACGAGAACUUCAAAUUCAUAUAUUUGUGCGUUAACGAUUGCAAGAGGUUCGUAGUUGAAAUUUGCCUUUAUAAAUUCGGGACCUGUCGAGUUUCUGAUUUUCAAAACGAAGCUUCUGCUACAGAUUGAAACGUACAUACAUAUUCCGAGUAAUUUACGUAGCACAUUUAAUAAUUUAUAAGUAUAUCUGUCGACGAUUACGUUAAUAGACUCUCGCCGUGUAUAAUAUUUGAAGGAGUGAGUUGGCAGGAGGGCGAGGACGAAGAAGAGAAGGAAUACAAUAUUAACAGGCAGAUGAAAGUGAGAAUCGAAGUGAAACAGUUGAAAAGUAAAAGGGGAACUUGUGCGGGUGACAUCGGAUUGUGAUUGGUCGAUUGACGUCAGAACGUUUUACCUAGUAUUUCGUGCACCUGUGCUUUUCAUCCCGCGAAUGUUCGUUUUUCCGUUUUGGUGGUCUUGUUGGUGUCUGUCGAGAUCUUCGGCAGAGAAGAAGCUUCAGAGAAGCUUCAAGAAAUUCAUCAGAACGUAAAGAAACUGUCAUGGAGGAAUAAAGGAUGGCCGCUAUGAGACUUGUCCGAGUCGUCCUGACCAUCCUGGGAGGCACGCAGCUCCUGCGAGCCGAACCCUCAGCCUCGCCGACUGUCAAGAGCACUGGAGGAUCGAGUCUCGCUAGCGUCGUUGCUGGUAGCAGCAAACCAAUGAGAGCCUGGGACAAGCCCUACUUCGAUGACAUUUCCUCGAAAAACGUGACGGCCAUCGCCGGACAAACAGCCGAACUCAGCUGCCACGUGAAGCAUCCUGGUAACCGGACGGUGUCCUGGAUGCGGAAGCGCGAUUUACAUAUUCUCACGUCAUCGAUCUACACAUACACAUCGGACAGUCGAUUUUCCGUGAUGCAUCCUGAAACGACGGACGAGUGGAAAUUGAAAAUCGCCUUCGUUCAGAUGAGAGACGCCGGGAUCUACGAGUGUCAGGUGAACACGGAGCCCAAGAUGAACCUGGCCUUCGUCCUCAACGUAGAAGAACGUGCCCCUGUCCCCGUCGCCGCACCGAACGCUAUUGACCGGACGUUCAGCUCAUCAGCGGCCCAGGCCAAAAUUCUUGGCCUUGAGGAUAUCUACGUUAAGAAGGGCAGCACCAUAAGUCUCACGUGCACCGUGAACGUGCAGAGCACGCCACCGAGUAGCGUCUCGUGGUUCCGGGGAGAUGACGUCAUCGAUUUCGACAGUCCCAGGGGCGGCGUUUCCCUCGAGACCGAGAAGACGGAAAGCGGCACCACGAGUAAACUCCUGGUGACACAAGCGCGGCUGAGCGACAGCGGAAAUUACACGUGCAGGCCGAGCAACGCGAAUCCUGCGAGCGUCAUGGUCCACGUGUUGAACGGAGAACAUCCUGCGGCCAUGCAGCACGGCGGAAGCUGCGGCAUCGCGCCGACGAUUCUGCAGGCGAGCUUCACGCUUCUGCUUGCGAAUCUACUGAGAUGAGCAGUUUCCACGUGAACGACGAAACAGCCGGCAGUGCGAGUGACUCGAAUGAACUAAAAAUCCAAGUUAAAUGAAAGGAAACAGUGCUCCGGGAAACUAAGAGCUUUGCGCAAGGAAUUCACAUGCGCGCACGGUCCCUCAGGUGGAGACACGUCGAGUGUCCGGUCUACGAUCUAACCUUGCUAGCCCUGCUAACCUAACCUAACCCAAUUCAAAUGAUCGUGCUACGAGAAAAGCCCGCGCGCCACUUGUAAUGUGUUUCAUUUGCGUUGCGAUCAGCGGAAUUACACUGACAAUGAGUUCUACGAGUGUCGCUAAAAGUUUUGACGAGUGAACGAUUUUCGUAUUAACGGGAAACUUUGCGAAUGCCGGCAAAUCAGUGAUCGUUAGAUUGUAUUAGUUAACUAAUCGACUGCAGUUGAUUCUCGUAUUUCUUGCCCUGGAAAUCAAAAUAGUAUCCAAGCAAAUUUUGUCAAGCGACUUUCGUCUAGUCUUCCGAAGACUAGUUAGAGAAUUUUUCAAGGAUCAACUCGGUUGACACGAAAUUACGUGUGUUACGUAUGAUAAGGAACUAAAGAGUCGACUGUACGCGUAGGGACAGAUUGACACGUAUUAGCAAAGGUACCUACCUACCGAUCACAGUGACUCAUGUCGAGAGGCCUGUCGGAGGACCGAGAGGAAAAUCAUCCUUAAGGAUAAAGGGGGAAUAGCUUAUGUCCUCUUGGUCGAUACCCAUAAUUAAGUUACAGCCAGCGCCGCGGUAGGCAAUAGGAUUCAAUUCUCUGUAUAUACAUAAAGGAGAGGAGGAACACGCGAAUAACGGAGCGCGACGCCGAGAAGGUCGUAACGCACUGUUGUACAGUAGAAAAGCUAUUCUGAAAAUGGUUGAGAAAAUAACGAUGAAAGAGAGGUUGGUUACGGGGAGAACAGGGAGGGGGGGGAGGAAGGAGGAAACCGAAACGAUCUCAUUCCUUUUUUUCUUUUUCGAAAAAAUCGCAAGUGCUUAAAUAAUAUCGGGAGUUUGAUAGGGACGUUGCAAAAACAUAUUUAAAAAAAUAACGUUUGACUCGGAAAACGUUUUUUUAGGACCAGGAAAACGUUACUUUAGGAUCGUUGCUUUCGAUUCUUUUUUAAGGGCAGCGGCUGACGUUAUAGAAAGAGAAAAAAGAAGUAUAAUUCGAUUUCGAUUUACUUCUGGAAUACGAAUACAAACCCGAUUAACUGGUGCUCUGCUUAACGUUUUACGAUUCACGUUCAAAGGGCCAAUGGAAAGGCCAACUUUCUCCUCGAGCUUUGCCCUGAUCUGUUUUCUUUUUACUUUUCCUAUUCGAAAUUCCUUACAGCCGCGUCAUUCGUUAAUUUCGGACAUUUCAUCCGUAUGAUAUCGCAAUCAAAAAGAUCCUAUGAAGUCAAGAGCUCGAUCAAAGGAAACAAUCAAAUCGAUAUUUCUCUUCGUACGCACAUGCACGCACUGACAGUGACGUGUGGAUUGUAUGAAAGGGAAGAAGAAACGUCAACUACCUUAGUUUAUACGUAAUAGAUACAUGUUAAAUAUAGGUAUACAAAUACGUUUAAGAAAUAAGAAUAUAUAUAUACAUAUUACAAGUUAUAAGUAUCCGUUGUAUAAUAACGAGGGGAGCGAUUCGCGGGACGAAGCAUUCUCGUCUGGAAAUCUAUUGUUAAUCGAAAGGAAGAGCCAAAGAGAUCGGAUGAAUGAGGAUGAAUGAGAGAGAUAAUAAAUAAAAAAUAUAAAAGUCGAAACGACGAUGUCCUACGUAGUUUAAUUAGUCAAAUAAUCACGAGACGUAUCAUCCCUAGACGGGUACACGUGUAUCCCUUCUUCCCUGGACCCUUCGAGCCUUCGAGCCUCCGAGCCUCCGAGCCACCGACCGAAAGGUCUUGCUCCCUGGUUAAUAGCGUUUCGGAUCUGUUUGACCCGGUGUGUACAAGAGGUUUACCCGACUAGGGUAAAGUACGUUUCAGCUGUGCGAGAAGAUACGAUAAUGCACGUAGCAGAUGGAAUAAAGGAAAAGCGCCGAUAUAGCACCCUCGUAAUUUAAUCGAAAGCACAAGAGGGUGUAGGGCUUUUUAUACCUAAAGCAACCUAAGGCAACAGGACGAAAUCAAAAGUAAACGUAAGGAUUCACUUCUUGAAUUCCCUUUUUUAUAAUAAAACGAGAUUCAUAAACGACCGACUGCAGAUUCUGCAUACCGGAAGACGACGGCAACUGACUAAAAGUGCGUUACAUGUCACGUCUGCUCGCGCCAAUUGCCAGAGGAUCAAGACGCAUUGUACAUAGAUAACGCAGGAAUCGGUGGACAUCUCGUUGGGCGAUCGCGCGAAGUCACGCAGCCCGAUCGGUCGCUGGUAGUCGGUAGUCGGUAGUCGACACCCACCCGCUCCACCAAUAUUUCCGUCCCUCUCCCAUUCCCUCAAUCCCUCUUUAUCUGUACUGCGAAGAUGUCCAUCGACGCGAAGAAGCUGUUUCAAUAAAUGUAACGAUUUAAAAGUG
Messenger RNA from Cephus cinctus (wheat stem sawfly), 4724 nucleotides. Its product is annotated as lachesin. Gene Ontology annotation, cellular component: neuron projection membrane. Bases 1282 to 2211 code for a protein of 309 amino acids. The transcript is spliced from 8 exons. NCBI's taxonomy places the organism in Eukaryota, Metazoa, Arthropoda, Insecta, Hymenoptera, Cephidae. Gene Ontology annotation, biological process: synapse organization. The record is from RefSeq and is a predicted model, not a curated record.